Molecule: messenger RNA, 1133 nt
Organism: Colletotrichum phormii
Lineage: Eukaryota; Fungi; Ascomycota; Sordariomycetes; Glomerellales; Glomerellaceae
Exons: 2
Coding region: 11-892 (293 amino acids)
Source: RefSeq, a predicted model, not a curated record
AGUUGCUAAGAUGGUUCAAGUCUCAUCCAUCGGCCUCCUUCUCGGCCUAGUUGCGAGUCAGAUCAUCUCGGCCCAGGCACAAUCUCUCCCAAAACAACUCGCCGUAGUCCGUCGCCGCUCUGGUCUCACGCACAAAGAGUACUUGUACUACCAUACACUAGUUCACGGACAGAAGUCAUGGAAUGCGCCGCGAGACGAUUCCUUCCCCGGAGCCUACAUUCAAAGCCACGUCUUUGACGGAGUCUUUGGUGCGAACAAUAGCGUAGCGAACCAAGUCUACGUCGGACGCGACGACAUUGCAGAGCUAUACAGCAGCUCCCCAACGUCUUUCACGGGCCCGCCGUCCACGAACUACACUCAGACGGUAAUCGGACCAGAUGGAGCCAACUUCAACGAUUUCCCAGUUGCCAUGUCGAUGAUCGCGACGGAGACUUUCCUGACCAAUAACACUGCGGGUGCCCCGAAACCUCCGGCGAAGCCCGGUAGCGAGCCCCCGGUCGCCUUCUUCUGGGCCAUGGCUACGAAGAAUGCUACAUCCAACGAGACGUUUGCGAGAAACCUGGCGGAUGCGCUCAUCAAACCCUUGCCCGCUGGAACGAUUUACAACGCCAGUAUCCACGUGCCCAUUCCAGGCGCCGAUGUCAGGCCUUACUUUGGUGGGGAGAACAUGCCGAUCAUCAAUACUGUCAUCAAAUUGUGGCUCAAUGACAGCGGGUCGGCCAUCACGCAGCUUCGGGCUUCGCAAACGAAAUUGGACAAUGCGGCACUCAAUUUGGACGAGAAUCUGUCAUAUAUGCUGUUUUCCAAAGAGGUGACGAUUUGGGACACCAGGGCUGGCAUCAAUUUUGAUAUUCCGCGCCUUGAGGCUGUAUUGAAGGCUGAGAAUUAUUGAUCACAGACUACUCGAGGGGUCAGUUAUGGGACACGGAACAGAACCCGAUGAAAAGCCUGUUGGGUUUCAAUUAGGCAUGCGUCCAUAUAUGUAAAUAUCAAUGAAAUGGACUUUCGAUCUGUCCAAAGUCUUCCUCCGGCUAGAUCACGUUGAGCGGCCGCCGUGAUGGGGCAUUCGGAAGUAUUGCUUCAAGGGCCCAACGACGGUUGAAACACGUUGACUAUUGUCUAAAGCAUCUGAC